AUGUGGAAAUCGACAAAGUUUUUGUCGUGCUAUUUAAGGAGAGAGGAUAGAGAUGUGGUGUUAGGUGGACAGGAGAGGAGAGGAGAGGAGAGGAGAGGAGACAGGGAGCUGGAUUGAUGCGCUCUAAAAUAGUCAGCGCGCUGCUUCUAGUUUAUUUAAAAAGCCAUGGAUCACGGUGCUCGUCUGCUCUGUGCACCGAGGACUGAGGAUGGUUGAGGAUGUGACCUGUUGCAGCUCCUCUUUUUGGCGUCUUUUCGCGGCAGAGCGGAUAAAACGCUGCGAUCAAACCGUGUUCCAAACUUCUGUUUAAGGAUUGUUGAGUUCAAAGACUUUUUUUUUUCUUUUUUUUUUACCCAUUUGUUCCCACAUACACAUUCUGGUGAGGUUUGUCUGCGCUGCUGUCGACUGGAGCUGCUGUUGUGACUGAAGGCGUUUGAAGUUUAAGGACUAAAGAGUUUGUAUUUGAUUGAAGAGAACUGCUCUGGAUCUCGCUGCACACCGCGCCCUGCUCUCCGGGAGACUAUAACCUCUUCUCCCCGUCUCUGUCUCUCUGUCUCGCUGUCUCACUGUCUCACUGUCUCGUCCCGUGUGGCUUCCUGUUGACAGGAUGGCCCGGUUCGGAGACGACGUCCCGGCCCUGUUGAGCUCGGGGGACGGAGGCUCCGAGCGCAACAGAAACCGCGAUGGAGCGGCCGUGUCCACAGGUGGCAUCUCCCCAGCCUUCAAGCAGACCAAAGCGCAGCGUGCCCGCACCAUGGCCUUGUACAACCCCAUCCCGGUCCGAGAGAACUGCUUCACCGUCAACAGGUCCCUCUUCAUCUUCGGUGAGGACAACAUUGUCAGGAAAUACGCCAAGAAAAUCACCGAGUGGCCGCCUUUCGAGUACAUGAUCCUCGCCACCAUCAUCGCCAACUGUAUCGUCUUAGCCCUGGAGCAGCAUCUUCCCGGGGAGGACAAAACACCCAUGUCCAAAAGACUGGAGAAGACGGAGCCGUAUUUCAUCGGCAUGUUCUGUUUUGAGGCCGGGAUAAAGAUCAUCGCUCUGGGUUUUGUGUUCCACAAAGGCUCCUACCUGAGGAACGGAUGGAACGUCAUGGACUUUAUAGUCGUCCUCAGUGGGAUCCUGGCUGCAGCCGGGGCUCACAUGAACAUCUCUGUGGAUCUGAGGACUCUGAGGGCGGUGCGGGUUCUGCGACCCCUCAAACUGGUCUCUGGAAUUCCCAGUCUGCAGAUCGUCCUGAAGUCCAUAAUGAAGGCCAUGGUUCCACUGCUGCAGAUCGGCCUGCUCCUGUUCUUUGCGAUCCUCAUGUUUGCGAUCAUCGGCCUGGAGUUCUACAGCGGAAAACUGCACUCCACCUGCAGCCCACAGCCUGGAAUACUGGAAAAUGAGACGGUGGACUCUUCGGAGUUUGAGUUCCCGUGCGGUGUGCGCCAGUGUCCGGCCAAAUACACCUGCACCGACACCUGGAUUGGACCUAACGACGGCAUCACGCAGUUCGACAACAUUCUCUUCGCCGUUCUCACCGUCUUUCAGUGCAUCACCAUGGAGGGCUGGACCACCGUGCUGUACAACGUGAGACUUUUACCUGUUUUUGGAACCUCUGUAAUCUGUAGACAAUCACUCAUGCGUGAAGGGUGGGAUUUGAGGGGUGAAAAAAAAGGGGGGUUUGAAUCACCUGUCACGUGUGAAUGAGAGUCAUCUCUGAGACAACCGGUUCAUUUUGAAAAAAAAAACACACGGUGUUUUGCAGGAAGACUGUUUAGAAUGAUGUCUGUUCCUUCUGUCUGAACCUCGAUGAGUUCAAGCAGAGCAGUGAGGUUCAGUCGGUGUGUGUGUGUGUGUGUGUGUGUGUGUGUGUGUGUGUGGGCUGAACACGCAGAGAAACACCGACCACUGCAGGCAAAUGAAACGGUCCAAACU
Molecule: messenger RNA, 1921 nt
Organism: Cynoglossus semilaevis (tongue sole)
Lineage: Eukaryota; Metazoa; Chordata; Actinopteri; Pleuronectiformes; Cynoglossidae
Product: voltage-dependent R-type calcium channel subunit alpha-1E
Exons: 6
Coding region: 608-1693 (361 amino acids)
Biological process (GO): chemical synaptic transmission; calcium ion import across plasma membrane
Cellular component (GO): neuronal cell body; membrane; voltage-gated calcium channel complex
Molecular function (GO): high voltage-gated calcium channel activity
Source: RefSeq, a predicted model, not a curated record